GGGCGGGGCCCCGCGCUGACGUUGCCGGGAUGCAGGAAGGUUCCACCGCCUCUUUGGCCGCCUGCGCCUCUGCUGCUAUUAGGGUUUGUAUGAAAACACCGGUGACGGGCGUUGCGGGACCCGCUGGGAGCUCAGACUGCGGCCGCCGGUGUUGCCCGCGCGGAGCCGGCACCCGCCGGACCGGCGCCCCUCCGAAGCCGUAAAAAUGACUGUGAAAGGGGAAGAUUUUGAAGUGAAUCAGGACAUUGAAGCAGCUACAACAGCAUAAUACACACAUGAAAGAGGACUGCCAGAACUGCUUCAGAAAGAAUGAGAGAUUAUCUGCAAUGGUGAAAUGAAGUAACUCAAGAUGAGCAAGUUAAAAGUGAUACCAGAGAAAAGUGUUACCAAUAAUUCUCGGAUUGUGGGACUCUUGGCUCAGCUGGAGAAGAUCAGUUCUGAAUCUGCAGAAUCAGAUACUGCUAGACAUGUUACAUCAAAAAUUCUUCAUCUGGUUCAGAGUCAAGAAAAAACUAGGAGAGAAAUGACAGUCAAAGGUUCUACAGCAGUGGAUGUUUUGCUGUCAACAUUAGAGAACACAAAAGAUCCUCAAACUACACUAAAUGUUUUAAGCAUUCUUGUUGAGCUGGUGUCAGCUGGUGGAGGUCGAAGAGCCAGUUUCUUAGUUGCCAAAGGUGGUUCACAGAUACUGUUACAAUUACUUGUGAAUGCCAGCAAAGAAUCUCCUCAACAUGAAGAGUUGAUGGUGCAGGUUCAUUCUGUUCUUGCCAAGAUUGGACCAAAAGAUAAAAAAUUUGGAGUGAAAGCUAGAGUUAACGGGGCUCUGAAUAUAACACUGAAUUUGGUCAAACAAAAUCUGCAAAAUCAUCGAUUGGUUCUACCUUGUCUUCAACUUUUACGAGUGUAUUCUUCAAACUCUGUGAAUUCAGUAACCUUAGGGAAAAAUGGAGUUGUGGAGUUGAUGUUUAAAAUCGUCGGACCAUUUAGUAAGAAGAAUUCAGGUCUUAUGAAGGUUGCUUUAGACACUCUUGCUGCAUUGCUAAAAUCAAAAACAAAUGCCAGGAGAGCUGUAGACAGAGGAUAUGUCCAGGUGCUUUUAACAAUUUAUGUAGAUUGGCACCGCCAUGAUAAUCGACAUAGAAACAUGCUUAUUCGGAAAGGAAUUUUGCAGAGCUUAAAAAGUGUUACAAACAUCAAAUUGGGAAGAAAAGCAUUUAUCAGUGCCAAUGGGAUGAAGAUUUUGUACAAUACCUCACAAGAGUGUUUGGCAGUCCGGACUCUUGAUCCUCUUGUGAAUACCUCCAGUCUGAUAAUGAGGAAAUGUUUUCCCAAAAACCGCCUGCCACUUCCAACAAUUAAAAGUUCUUUCCAUUUCCAGUUACCGGUUAUACCUGUGAGCGGACCUGUGGCCCAGCUUUACAGUUUACCCUCUGAAGUGGAUGACGUAGUAGAUGAAAGUGAUGACAACGAUGAUAUUGAUUUAGAAGCUGAAAAUGAAAUCGAAAAUGAAGAUGACUUAGAUCAAAAUUUUAAGAAUGAUGAUAUUGAAACAGAUAUUAACAAAUUAAAACCACAGCAAGUACCAGGACGAACAAUAGAUGAACUGAAAAUGUAUGAACACUUCUUCCCUGAACUUGUUGAUGAUUUUCAGGACUAUGAUUUAAUCUCCAAAGAACCGAAGCCUUUUGCAUUUGAUGGGAAAGUACGCGGCCCCAUCGUUGUUCCCACAGCUGGAGAGGAAGCGUCUGGGAGUGUGGGCAGUGUCAGAACAGGAUUGGCAAGGAAGGACAAAGUACCUCCCACCAGAGAGGCAGAGGAAGGGAAGCCGGCCUCUGUGGUUGCAGCAGGAGAAGACGUUAGAGAUAGUGAUAGACCAUUGCAGCAGCAGCUAGAUGGUCAGAACCAAACAGUUCCAUCUGCCACUGGGGUAAACAGUGACAUUGUGAAGGCUUUGGACCGAAUCACACUGCAGAAUAUUCCCACGCAGACAGCCCCAGGCUUGACUGCAGGAACAAAGAAAGACUGUGGUCUCCCACUUACUGUCCUUACAUGCACCAAAGCAUGUCCUCACAUGGCUACUUGUGGGAAUGUUCUGUUUGAGGGGCGGACAGUUCAGCUGGGGAAGUUCUGCUGUACUGGGGUUGAAACUGAAGAGGAUGAUGAUACUGAGUCUAAUUCAUCAGUUGAACAAGCAUCAGUUGAAGUACCUGAUGGACCAACACUUCAUGACUCAGACCUCUAUAUUGAGAUUGUGAAAAACACAAAGUCAGUCCCAGAAUAUUCGGAGGUGGCCUACCCUGAUUAUUUUGGUCACAUUCCACCUCCAUUCAAAGAACCUAUCCUAGAAAGGCCUUAUGGUGUACAAAGGACAAAAAUUGCCCAAGAUAUUGAGAGACUAAUACAUCAGAGUGACAUCAUAGAUCGCGUGGUAUAUGACUUAGAUAACCCAAAUUGCACCAUUCCAGAAGAAGGAGAUAUUUUGAAGUUUAACUCCAAAUUUGAAUCUGGGAAUCUGCGCAAAGUAAUUCAAAUUAGAAAAAAUGAAUAUGAUCUUAUUCUUAACUCCGAUAUAAACAGCAAUCAUUAUCAUCAGUGGUUUUACUUUGAAGUCAGUGGAAUGCGGCCAGGUGUGGCUUACAGGUUUAACAUCAUUAACUGUGAAAAGUCCAACAGUCAGUUUAAUUAUGGUAUGCAACCACUCAUGUAUUCAGUUCAGGAAGCAUUAAAUGCCAGACCAUGGUGGAUUCGUAUGGGAACUGACAUUUGUUACUAUAAAAAUCACUUCUCAAGAAGUUCAGCUGCUGCAGGUGGACAAAAGGGAAAAUCUUACUACACCAUUACUUUCACUGUAAAUUUUCCACAUAAAGAUGAUGUUUGCUACUUUGCUUAUCACUAUCCAUAUACAUAUUCAACUUUACAGAUGCAUCUUCAAAAAUUGGAAUCUGCACACAAUCCUCAGCAAAUCUAUUUUCGAAAAGAUGUGUUAUGCGAAACCUUGUCUGGAAAUAGCUGUCCCUUGGUGACUAUAACGGCAAUGCCAGAGUCUAAUUAUUAUGAACAUAUCUGUCAAUUCAGAAAUCGCCCUUAUGUUUUCUUAUCUGCUCGGGUACAUCCUGGAGAAACCAAUGCAAGUUGGGUUAUGAAAGGAACAUUGGAAUAUCUCAUGAGUAAUAACCCUACUGCUCAGAGCUUACGGGAGUCCUAUAUAUUUAAAAUUGUCCCUAUGCUAAAUCCAGAUGGUGUCAUCAAUGGAAAUCAUCGCUGUUCUUUAAGUGGGGAGGAUUUGAACAGACAGUGGCAAAGUCCAAAUCCAGAUUUACAUCCUACUAUUUACCAUGCAAAGGGGCUGCUACAGUACCUGGCUGCAGUGAAGCGUUUACCUCUGGUUUAUUGUGAUUACCAUGGCCAUUCCCGAAAGAAGAAUGUGUUCAUGUAUGGCUGCAGUAUCAAGGAGACAGUGUGGCAUACCAGUGACAGCGCAACUUCCUGUGAUGUCAUGGAAGAUACGGGAUACAGGACCUUGCCAAAAAUACUGAGCCAUAUUGCUCCAGCAUUUUGUAUGAGCAGCUGUAGCUUUGUGGUAGAAAAAUCUAAAGAGUCCACGGCGCGGGUUGUGGUGUGGCGGGAGAUUGGUGUGCAGAGGAGUUACACCAUGGAGAGCACGCUGUGUGGCUGUGACCAAGGAAAAUACAAGGGGCUACAGAUUGGUACUCGAGAAUUAGAAGAGAUGGGAGCAAAAUUUUGUGUUGGUCUAUUGCGUUUGAAAAGACUGACAUCUCCAUUGGAGUAUAACCUGCCCUCCAGCCUGCUUGACUUUGAAAAUGACUUAAUUGAAUCAGGCUGCAAAGUAACUAGAUGUGUACAGUGGCGCAUCUCUGUAAUUCCAACUACCUGGGCAACUGCAGCAGAAGGAUCACAAGUUCAAGACCAGUCUGGGCAACUUGGCGAGACCCUGUCUCAAAACAGUAAAAACCGAUGGGGAAGUAGCACAGUGAUGGAGCUUUUGUCUAAGAAAGCCCAAGCCUCUGGAGUUCAGUCUUCAGUACUUCAAAAAGGAAAAAGGACAAAGAGGGGGAAAAAAUGAACAUUUCUACUAUCUUCAUUUUUCUUGUACUUCUGUUCCCAUUUGGGAAUUUUUCUUUCACCUGAAUAUAUCCCUUUCAUUUUUUUAUGCAUAUCUGCUGGCAAUAAAUUAUUUCAUUAUUUUUGUUCAUUUGGAAAUUUACAUUUUUUAAAUUUCACUUUUGAGGACUGUGUUUCCAGUAGAGAAAUUUAGGUUCUUGUUAUUCCUUUAGCACUUUAAAGACAUCACUGUAUUAAAUUUGGAUUACUGUUUUUUUUUAUUGAGUUGUGUUAAAUUUUUGGUUCCUGGAAAAGGGUAUGUCUUCUCUGGGUUCCUUUGGAUUUUCUUGUUUCUGGUUUUUAGCAAUUUUGCUGUAAGUCCUGAGGAUUGGUUUUCUUUGUUUAUUCUACUUGAGAUUUGUAGCCACUCCUAUGUCUUUUAACUCUAAUCUUCCAUUGUUUGGGGGAAAUCUCCAGAUAUUAGCUUUUUAAAUAUCACUUCUGCCAUGUUGCUUUCUCUUCUGCAUGAUUAAUUUACAUGGGUUUUUUAUUUUAAGUCUUUGAUUCCUUUUACUCUCUUUGCUAAAUUUUCUAAAAUUUUCUGCUGACCUGCCUCAUGAAUUCUUUUUACCUCUUUCCUAAAGAUAGUUUUAGGCCUGUCUUUGUCAUUUCAGCUAUAUGUUUUCUGGUUGUAGACUUUCCAAGUGACUAUUUUUUUAAAAGAAAAAGUAAAUGAUGAAAUUCUUCAUCUAUCAUCUCUUUUCUUGACAUAUUAAUCAUCAUUAUUUGAAAGAUCAUAUCUGAUAGCCCCUACUCUUGAUCACCUGUGGAGCUGUUUCUGUUGGAUUCUUCUCCUGAAUCUGUCCCUUGAUGUGCGUGGUGACAUGUGCUCAGAUGCCAGUCACUGCGUAAAGCUUAAGAAUUGUAGAUACCUUCCCUUCCUUCCUCCCUUCCUUUUUCCCUUUCUUCCUCCCUCCCUGUCCUCUCUCCCUCCCUCCUUCCCUCUCUCCCUACUUCUCUCUCUCCCUACUUCUUUCCCUCCCUCCCUUUUGUCCUUUUGAGGCGACUCAUCUGUCCUCUGGUAGGUGCUUACAGAAGGGCUGCAUGCCCCCAUGCACUGACCAGCAGAUCGGGCUUGAGGUAAGGUUGUAAAAUGUAUGAACUGUUAACCUUUGGUUUCCCCUCCCUGCUUUCUAGGCUGCAGCCCUCCAGAGGUUGCAGUUAAUGAGUGACCUACAAGAGUGGCAAAACAUUUGUGUGGCUUAUUUAUUUUCUGUUUUGUUUGUUUUGCUGCUGUCUGGUUUAUGAUGCUUUUGUCCUCUUGUACUAUGCAGUGUAAGAAUUUGUCACGUGUUUCUGAGAAAAAUGGUUGAAUGUUGCGGUCAUCUCUCUGCAACUCCCUUCUUUCAGGACACUUGGCAGCUCUGAACUCCAAUUUUUGCCUGCAGCCCUUUGAAACUGCUGAAACCUCUGAUGACUUCCCUGCCUCUAGCAGCUGCCCUUGCUUGGCCUUGAUUUACCCUGGACUUUGCCCCAUGCACCUUUUCUCUUUGAUGACUUUGCUUUGUAUCCUUUCACUAUGAGAAGUCAUAAAUUGAAUGCUACUAUGUGUGUGCUGAGUCUUCCCAGCCAAUUGCUAAUUGUGGGCCAGUCUUUGGACCUCUGAUAAACAUGGGCUUUCUGAAUUUCUGCCAGAUUUGAUUACAUCAGAGACUCUAGUCCCCUGAGAAUGAUCAGAGACAGAUGGUGAUGUGUUGUGAUCUUUUUAUAUAUGGGUGUAACUGAGGUUCAGAGUAAUGAAUUUUACUCUGGGUCAUCUAUCUAGUAAUUCCUGACAGAUCCAGGAAUUGGAACCAUAUCUAGCUCUAUGAUUCCUUAUUUUUUCAUUAUUUCUUAUAUUCUCUGAAUGUGUAAUCAAAAUUACUAAAAUGUACUGAAUUCAGUUUUGGAAACUUGUCCAUUAUUAAGUUAACCUUUGAACACUGUCGUUUUGUGUGAGGAAUGUUUUUAGAUCAAUAGCAAAAGUAAGUUGGAGUUUAGUGACUUAAUUACUAUUUUAUGGAGACACUUUGCCGUUUUUUCAAUAAAAAUGUUAAUGAGCAAAUUUCCCUUUUCAAAGUAGACAAAUUUUCUUUAUUAGAUGUUAUAUACAAAUUAGCUCUUUGUGUGUGUUCAUGUAUGCAUAUAUGCAUAUGUUUUGUACAACUGAUAAAAGUUACUUAUGUUUUCUAUGGAUAGUUUUAUUUACUUUGUGAUAUAUAGAUGUGUUUAUCUCAUAAGAUAGACAUCAAACUAUAAAAAUAAGAAUAUUCUUUAGUAUUUGUGCAAAUAGAUUUUCUUUCACUGUAGACCUAACAUUUCAAUACAAGAAAUCCAGAUGCAAUCAGCAGUUCACAAAUUGCUGGGCAAUUUGUUCACACUCUGGGCAGUGUGCUAGUUUUCUGCUGCUGAAUCAGUUUCAGAAACUCUCCCAUGUGUUAUCCUUGUGGCACUGUCUUUUGACAGACAGCUUAUUCCCAAGGUCAUGGGAGUACAGAGGGUUCUGGGUGCAAAGGUAGGGAGAAUUUUUAAUCCUGAUGGCCUGGGAAAGACCAUUGCCUGAGCUUUUUUGGGAACUGAAAAAAUACUUUUUUCUUUAAGAAGGAGGGUUUUAUUCAUGUCGCACAAUAUUUUCUACUUGUAUAACCUAGUAGUUUAUGUGUACUUUCACCUUUACUCCCUAAUGUCAGCCGCCCGCUGACCUUGUGUGAUGGAUGGGGCUGUAUUGCUGUCCCCACCUUCCCCCAGGGCCUGAGUGCAAGUGAGAGACUGCUUGUCAGUGCCAGCAGACACAGGCACUGGGCUGGAUUCCCUCUGGCCUCCCUGAGGGCCGUGGCAGAAGACCUGUGCCCUGGACUCUCCACAGUUAAUGAGCUCUCCUAAAAGGAGGCAGCAUACAGUUGAGGGUAUAUCAAGUUUUCAGGUUCACCUUUGUGCAAUGUUUAAUACGAAGGCAGCCAGACAACUUUCUAACUCUAUAUGGCACAGACUGGUUUCUGUUUUCUUUAGAAAUAAGCUACAGGAGUUGCCCCUUCUGUAUGGCAGUGAUGUCAUCCCAUGAGAAUGCUCUUUUGACUUUGUUUUUGUUGUUAGUGUGUUUUUUUUUUUUCAGACAGGGUCUUGCUGUGCAGGUUCACUUUGAAUUCACUAUAUGGUCCAGAAUGACCUUGGACUUACAAGGAUCCUCCUUCCUCAGCCAUCCAAGUGCUGGGUUUAUAAGUGUGCACCACCACACUUGGUUUAGAAGGCUUUUUGAGUAAAGGAUUUGACAUUUUUUAUGAAGGAGCAUUUUAGAUUUGUUUUGAUCUAAAAUUCUAUUGUUUUUUAGGGUGAAAAUUCCUUAUAGGAACUGAUUUUGUUUAGUCACCUUUACUCUAAGAAUUAAAAUGUAAACUAUAAUGUUGUCACAUAUAUAAACAGGGUAGUUGAAGCAAAGCAGGGCAAAAGGAGUAAAUUUAGCUGGGCAUGGUGGUGCACGCCUGGAAUCGCAGCGCUGUGGGAGGCUGAGGCAAGAGGAUGCUAAGUUUGGGCCCAGUCUGGGCAACUUAUCAGUUUAGACCCUGUCAGUGGCAAGUAGAUAGGCAGAUAGAUGGAUGUAUAUACUUAACGUGAAAAAAAGUAGUGGCAGAGAAAAGAACAAUAAGGGAAAAAAUAAAUGCUCUUUAUGCAGUCUUUUUCUUACAGCUUUAAAGAGUUGGGUUCCUAUGUCAUACCUCUAAGCCAAGUUACCUAGAAGUUUUUGUUUUAAGUGUUUUGAAAAUCAAAUUAAGUAAUGUAUAUGAAAGCAAUUCUUACAUUGUUAACUGUUAGAAAUGUUGGAAUUAUUAAUAAAAGAAGAAAUGAAUUAA
This is a messenger RNA of Cavia porcellus (domestic guinea pig), 7949 nucleotides long. RefSeq names its product ATP/GTP binding carboxypeptidase 1 (gene Agtpbp1). Lineage: Eukaryota; Metazoa; Chordata; Mammalia; Rodentia; Caviidae. The coding region runs from base 350 to 4084 and encodes 1244 amino acids. Gene Ontology annotation, molecular function: metallocarboxypeptidase activity; zinc ion binding. The transcript has 27 exons. The record is from RefSeq and is a predicted model, not a curated record. Gene Ontology annotation, biological process: protein side chain deglutamylation; proteolysis.